Dacryopinax primogenitus is the source of this 2497-nucleotide messenger RNA. RefSeq lists its product as uncharacterized. NCBI's taxonomy places the organism in Eukaryota, Fungi, Basidiomycota, Dacrymycetes, Dacrymycetales, Dacrymycetaceae. Gene Ontology annotation, biological process: positive regulation of transcription by RNA polymerase II. Gene Ontology annotation, molecular function: transcription cis-regulatory region binding; zinc ion binding; DNA-binding transcription factor activity, RNA polymerase II-specific. Gene Ontology annotation, cellular component: nucleus. The record is from RefSeq and is a predicted model, not a curated record. The transcript has 4 exons. Bases 119 to 2245 code for a protein of 708 amino acids.
GGCCCUGCAGAUAGCACACACCAACGGCGUAUCACCAAACGGUCCCCUCCGCCCUCUGGCGCCGGCGCUCGAGUCCGUCGUAUCAUCCGUCAUACAGGGACCAGUCGCCUCCCCUCCAAUGCAUCACACGCCCCGUCCAAGGGGUGAAUCACCCGCACCAUCACAAAGGCCUAGCCACGUCAUCAGGAAAGGGAAACGGUCUGAGGCCGUCGCCCGAGAAAAGACCGGCUGCUGGUCAUGUCGUAUUCGCAGAAAGAAAUGUCAUGGCAAGGAGCCGGGAAAAGAUGACUGCUCAGACUGCCUCAGGCUAGGAAUCCAAUGCCUGGGCUGGGGAGAGAAACGGCCUGAAUGGCUAAAGAAAUCAGUCGAGGAAAAAAGAGAACAAAUUAAAAUGGACCUCCUAGCGAGGAACAUGAUCAAAGGCCAGCGAAAGGGUGGACUGAGCUCACCCAAUGGGACGCUGGACGACAGCGAGAGCCCACCUCCCUCUCUGCCUGCCGUGUAUGGAGGACCAGCAUCGCCGUACUCCCGAUCGCAUGGGUAUAGCCGCCAUCCAGGUGCAUACCCGACACCGCCUUCCACGCUGUUUGGCACUGCUCCUCCGCUCCCAGGACAGAACGGCAUGGUCCUCCCUCACGCGACACGCAUGGAGUCGCCCGAACCGAUGCUGGGAGGGUUGAGCUCCGACUCUUCGUCCACUACAGCAGUGGACAAGACCUCCCCCGGUCUGCCAAUGCUCGCUUAUCCCAACCAGUACUUCCCUCCCCCAGUACACAGUACGUCCUCAACCCGCACCUCCAGCUCCGCUCAUGGAGAUGCAGUCCCCGGCUCAGGGGCCACGCAAUACGACCGCGUGCAUCUGGAAGCAGUCGCUUCCGGCACUGCGCUCAAAUCUGAGCCGCCGACGAUGGCCUGGGGUCAUCGACAGGCGGACAAGCUCCUCCAGAACAUCAGCGAUAACGGUUCUGACUCGGGGAUGGAGGAAAUCUCGCUCGAAAAAUCCAAGUCUGAAUCGAAGGCACGAGCCCCUCCGAAGCCUGAGCCGACCGAAAUGUCUCUCGCUACCUACCGCUCUAUUGCCAGCAACAAGCUGGACGAAGAACAGUGGCGCUGGCUUACGCACUACGAUAAGGAAGUCCUUCCGAUGCAGUUCCUCCUGCACGGACCCGAGACCCGCCAGCUAAUGCUCAACGUUGCCCUCGCUUCUGAGCCGCCAUCUGCCAUGCUCUGCCUUGCGGCAGUACACCAUUACCAGCUGCACCCGAACUACACUCCUACGGCAAGGGACAAGUACUGGGUCUCCGCAGUGACGUCUCUCUCUGAAGGCGUACGCUCACCCCAAGAUGCUCUCACAGCGCUGCACCUUGUCUCUGUCUCCCUCUUCAGUGGCUGCCAGCCCGAAUGGGCCCCGUUCGUCAACAUGGCCCGCAACUGGUGUCAGAGCGCCUUUCCCGGAACCGACGGAAAUGCCUUCCGCCGUGCGCUCAUAGGUGCCGACCCUCUCACACAGUUCGUAUCGAAGACCACGUUGUGGAUGGACAUCUUUGGUGCUAUUUCCACACAGACUGUACCGAGGUUCUUGAGCUGGUACAGGGCGCUCAUGAAGCCCAAAGGGGUAGACAUUAAUGGCGUAGAGCUGGAUGCGAUCGGCAUGGACAAGCUUAUGGGCUGCGACAACGAAGUCAUGCUAGCCUUUGCGGAGAUCGCUGCGCUCGACGCAUGGAAGCUCGAGCAGCCUACAAGCUGGAGCAACUUCCUCCUCGUCGACAUGGCUACGAGGAUCAGCAAGGAGCUCUUAGACUCUGCGCGCCCGGUCAUGCCCCCCCGAGCCGCAGCGGGUGUGUCAGACGAGGUAUUCAUGCGCAAGCAGAUGUCCGCUGUUUUCCGCGCAUCGGCAAAGAUCUACCUGCACACUGUCGUCUCCGGGUACAGGCCCGCCGUGCCCGAGAUCCAGCUCGCUGUGGCAGAGACGAUUGCAUGUCUGAAAGCGAUCAAUACCGAAAAGAAGCCCUACGACCGGUCCCUCGUCCUCCCCCUCUUUAUCGCUGGGGUGAUGACUGAUGACCCCGUCCAGCGGAAGUUCAUCGAGGGCCGGCUAUCAAACAUCAAAGACCUGAGCGUGGGUAACUGUGCCCAAGUGCUAGCACUCAUGCGCCGCGUAUGGCAGAAACGAGAGACGGACGGAGGGGAGGUCAGCUGGCGGGAAACGAUGAAAGACAUGAACAUGUCCCUGCUGUUUGUAUAACCCCUUCCUGGCUGCACCUGGACCAUAUUUUGCUUUUGUUCUGGUUGGGGCUCGCCGUCGCUCGAUCCGCCGUGCUUGUCUAGGCUCACGAGUGGGUACCUCCUGCCUUGCGCUCAAUCGGCGCCGCGCUUGGGGGGGACGGGCAAUAAACUACACCUGCGUUCUUAGACUAGCUUAGCUGUUUUGCACGCCUUUGAAAGCCUAACUAGUGGUCGACACUUUUUGUAGCGAUAUGUAUCACAAACAUUGCAU